Messenger RNA from Trichomonas vaginalis G3, 1137 nucleotides. RefSeq names its product ATP binding. The record is from RefSeq and is a predicted model, not a curated record. The transcript has a single exon. The coding region runs from base 1 to 1137 and encodes 378 amino acids. NCBI's taxonomy places the organism in Eukaryota, Parabasalia, Trichomonadida, Trichomonadidae.
AUGAACGAGAAAAUAUUAAAUCCAAGCAGAAAACCACAAAUGAAAGUCGUUGUGAUCGACUUAGGUUCAGAUAGAAUAAAGGUUGGUAUAUCGGGUGAUGAUAUUCCUCGCCAUUUCGUAAAAUCUGUUUUUGGCACAUUAAAAACUUUUGAUAUCAAAGGGCAUAAUAUUGAUUUUUUUGUUGGACAAGAAGCGAUAGAGAAAUCAGAUCCGAAUUCACUCUAUAAUCCAUUCAAGAACGGCUAUAUUACGAAUCCAGAUGAUAUUGAAAGAUUAUUUCACUAUAUCUUCGAAAAAGAAAUACAUAUUAAUCCAGAAAAGAAAUCAGUUAUUAUAUCUACACCAUUAAAUGGUCCUCAAUCACAAAGAAAUAUCAUUGCAGAAAUUUUAUUUGAAAAAUAUAAAAUUGGAUCAUUACACAUAUCCACACCAAAUACUCUUGGUAUGUACACUACUUCGCGAUUUACAGGAACAGUUGUUGACUGUGGAGAAAGUUUUACUGAAAUUGCCUCGAUUUAUGACAUGCUUACAGUACCUCAGGCUUCUAUUGUAUCUGAUAUUGCUGGAUCCACUCUAACUACUCAAUUACAAAAAAUUGUCAAAGAUUCAAAUUAUCUUUUUGCUAGAGCUAACGGAAAAGAGCAUGUCCGUGAAUUAAAAGAGAAAACAUGCUUAGUUCGAAAGAAAAAUGAUGAAACUGAGUUACCUCAAAUUGAUUACUUAAUUAAACCUGAAGUAUCAGUUAAAAUAGGUGAUGAACGUGCAAAAGCAACAGAAGUUUUAUUUUCACCAGAUAAAUUUGGAUUGAAAGGAAGAGGAAUACCAACAUUGAUAUUUGACAGUAUUAUGCGUUGCGAUAUCUCAUUGCGGCAUGAAUUAUUUGGAAAUAUUGUUCUUACUGGUGGUACUACACUUUUGGAAGGAUUCCAGCAAAGAAUUCAAGAAGAAUUACAAGAAAUUUUGGAAUCCGAGCAUAUUAAGAGUCAAGUGAAUGUUGUUGCACUUGCAAAUCGUGAGUAUGCAUCAUGGAUUGGUGGAUCAAUAUUAGGAAGCUUAGAAUCAUAUCCAAAUCUCUUGGCUUAUAAAGAUGAAUAUCUUGAGCUCGGAGCUUCAUUAAUUGCAAGUAGAUUUUAUUAA